This is a messenger RNA of Syngnathus typhle (broad-nosed pipefish), 1329 nucleotides long. It is a transcript of the gene derl2, whose product is annotated as derlin 2. The record is from RefSeq and is a predicted model, not a curated record. Gene Ontology annotation, biological process: endoplasmic reticulum unfolded protein response. Gene Ontology annotation, molecular function: misfolded protein binding; ubiquitin-specific protease binding. The transcript is spliced from 7 exons. Bases 141 to 863 code for a protein of 240 amino acids. Gene Ontology annotation, cellular component: Hrd1p ubiquitin ligase ERAD-L complex; endoplasmic reticulum membrane. NCBI's taxonomy places the organism in Eukaryota, Metazoa, Chordata, Actinopteri, Syngnathiformes, Syngnathidae.
GAAGAAGACGACGAAGUAAACGACGACGAAGAAGAUAAUCAUAAUAAAAAUAAAGAGUCGUCGACCCACAUGUUUGGAGACGGCCAUUCAAUGUAAAACUACGUGACUGGAAAGUACCCGAUGCGUAGAUUCCGUUCAGAAUGGCCUACCACACUUUUCAACAGGAGUAUUUACAGAUUCCGCUUGUGACGAGGGCAUAUACUACAGCAUGUGUCCUUACAACCGCAGCAGUGCAACUGGAGAUCAUCACACCUUUUCAACUAUACUUCAAUCCAGAUUUGAUCCUAAGGAAUUACCAAGUGUGGCGACUAAUAACAAACUUUCUUUUUUUUGGUCCGGUUGGCUUCAAUUUUCUGUUCAAUAUGAUAUUUUUAUACAGAUACUGUCGUAUGCUGGAGGAGGGUUCUUUCAGGGGGCGAACAGGUGACUUUGUUUUCAUGUUCCUCUUUGGUGGAUUUCUGAUGACUAUAUUUGGAACUUUUGUGAGUUUGGUGUUCCUGGGCCAAGCGUUCACAAUAAUGUUGGUGUACAUAUGGAGUCGACGAAAUCCAAAUGUUCGAAUGAAUUUCUUUGGCCUUUUGAAUUUCCAGGCACCCUUCCUGCCUUGGGUGCUGAUGGGAUUUUCACUUCUGCUGGGCAAUUCCAUCAUUAUAGAUCUUUUAGGUAUCGCAGUUGGUCAUGUAUACUUCUUCUUGGAAGACGUCUUCCCUAACCAGCCUGGAGGUGGAAGAUGGCUGAAGACUCCAUCGAUCAUAAAGAUGCUGUUUGACACACCUGACGAUGAUGCCAAUUACAAUCCAUUGCCUGAGGAUCGCCCAGGAGGGUUUGCUUGGGGAGAGGGACCACCACAUUUUGGAGGUUAACCAUAAUUUGGUUUUGUUCUGUCAGUAUCUUUCAAAAAUGUUCCACCAGAGUGAUGACGUUGUACUGAUAAGAUUUUUUGAUUCAUGGGCGGAUAAUGCAACAACAACAAAAAGAGAGAGGAAUCCAAUGAUUAUUUUUGUUUAGUUUUUCACUGUGGAUUUAAAUUAUCCUAACAAUUUUCAAUGCCAGUCUCUCUCUGGAAAGUCAUGUUUUCUUUUUCUUCUCUGUUAGUAGUGGACAAAUGAGGUCAUGGUUGCAAUUAUUUUUACAAUAAGGGUUAAGUCAAAAAGCUGAACUGUUUACUAAUCUGUUCAACACAGUACAUUUCCAACUUAGGGUUGACUGUCUUUGAUGCUAUCAUUUUAUUAUUUGGUUUUCAUUCGCACAGUACUGUGCAAUUUGUCAUGUCUGUAGUUGUUUUUCUUUUUUAAAUUAAAUAUUACUUGUUGGUUGAACAAUGCAAAA